CCUCAGCCCAUGACUCCGCCAGCCACGCCACUCUAGGCUGAGUGUUAGCCAUGACGAUGCAAUCCAGCGCACAUCCAGGCAUCGCUCUCAGUGCGCACUCAGGUGCUUCACCUUUGACAUGACUAAUGCGGCGCGACGCCCUAAUGACACAAAUGCACUAAAUGGGCCGCACGAUUUGCGUCCAACGGGGGCACUUAUCUAAUCUGAUGGCUGUUUGCUCAUUCUGCUCUUCUUUUCCGCUGACCUGGGAGGAAAAGGUUGACAGCUGGACGUAUAUAAGGUCAGGGCGACUGGUGUUCAUCCUCAGCCUUCUCCAUCGCCAUCUGCAUCUCCAUCUUCACCCAGAAGAACACCUCCAUCUCCAACUCCCUCGCAGCCCACCGUUGCCAUGGCUCUCUGGCUCCAAACAGCUGCUCUGCUUGUCGUGGUGGCUCUGUCAACCACGGGCACUGAUGCCGCCACCGCCCAACACCUGUGCGGGUCGCACCUGGUGGAUGCACUGUACCUGGUGUGCGCAGACGAGGGCUUCGUCUACAAGCCUACAAAGAGAGCUGUGGACCCCCUCCAGGGAUUCCUGCCUCCAAAAUCUGGCCAGGAGAAUGAGGUGGGAGAAACCAUUGUCUCGAGGAGGGGGGUUAUGGGAGAUGGAAUUGUGCAGCAGUGCUGUCACAAACCCUGCAGCAUCUUCGAGCUUCAAAAGUACUGCAGCUCGUUCCACAACUGAAUCCCCCUGAGCAAGGAGAAGCACGCGAUGAAAAAGAAGAGUGCGAAUGGCCUUUUCACUAAAAAUUGCCUUUUCAAUGGGAGCUUGAGUCAUUAGAAAAACUAUGCCUGCCAUUUAAUAAAGCUUUUUGUUAUUGAUCAUUUCA
Molecule: messenger RNA, 869 nt
Organism: Alosa sapidissima (American shad)
Lineage: Eukaryota; Metazoa; Chordata; Actinopteri; Clupeiformes; Clupeidae
Product: insulin-like
Exons: 3
Coding region: 389-724 (111 amino acids)
Cellular component (GO): extracellular region
Molecular function (GO): hormone activity
Source: RefSeq, a predicted model, not a curated record